AUGGCGACAAGGAUAAAGAAAGGAGGGACUUCAAUCUUUGAUCUCUCGGGCACGCCUAAUUAUCAUCCUGAUAAUAGAGGUCUCCACACUUACAUCCACCCUGAAAACGUUGGUCACUGUAACAACGCCUCUUCUGGUGUUAGAACUGCUAUUCGUAGACUUUCUGGCUCGGAUUCAGGACCUGGACUUGAUGGUUACCAAUCUUUGUCAUCAAGGAACAAUGCAGAGCUCAAAAAGAGGAGCAAAUCUAAAGACAUCUUCGAGUUCGAUGAAAACAAUGCCCAGAUCUUCGGGCUGAAACUCGAUGAUGGUUACCAAUCUUUGUCAUCAAGGAACAAUGCAGAGCUCAAAAAGAGGAGCAAAUCUAAAGACAUGUUCGAGUUCGAUGAAAACAAUGCCCAGAUCUUCAGGCUGAAACUCGAUGAGGGUCCUCUUCAAACAAGGCUUUUUUUCAAUGGGUAUCACAAUUCUUUUGUUUUCUCCUUUGUGGGUAUUUCUUGUUUGUUGCUUUGGAAGUAUUUAGGUGAGUCUAAGGGUUCCGGGGUUUUGGCAAAUGGGAAUUUGAUUCCGGUUAUUUUUGGAUUUAUUGGUUUAACCAAAGUGUUUUAAUCACUUGCAAAUAUAUCGUUUGAGAAAUCUGCUUCUAAGAGGUCGGAGAAGCAAUUUAGUGCUAUUUUUGGCGUUGUGAGGUUUCUUAUAGGGAUUAUGAUUUGUUCUGGAAUUGGACCGUCGGUUUUCGAUUUCCAUUCGAUUCAGUUGAAGGGUCUUGGAGGAUUUUCUUUGCUGUUUUGGUGGGAUUCCUUGCUGGUUUUUUUGUAUGCCUGCUGGGAAGAAUGCUAGGUCCUUUUG
Durio zibethinus is the source of this 849-nucleotide messenger RNA. The record is from RefSeq and is a predicted model, not a curated record. Lineage: Eukaryota; Viridiplantae; Streptophyta; Magnoliopsida; Malvales; Malvaceae.